Chara braunii is the source of this 560-nucleotide messenger RNA. NCBI's taxonomy places the organism in Eukaryota, Viridiplantae, Streptophyta, Charophyceae, Charales, Characeae. The record is from the annotation of a GenBank genome assembly.
UCGAGCUUCAAGCCGUCGUCGUUCGUGCUAGUCACUUCUAAGCUUUCAAGAUGGCGGCACUUGCUCAGUCUGCUGUUGUGGCAGCUAUUUCUUGCGCCCCGGUUGCCUCUGGCGCUGUUGCUACCUCCAGCAGCAAGGCUCAAAGCAAUUUCUUUGCCUUGAAUGGCCUCAAGAGCGCAUCCAACUCUCUGCAGGUUGCCCAACCCAGAGAGUGGUUCUCCAAGACCGUCUCCAACAGCACCCGCGUGGAGUGCAUAAAGGUGUGGAACCCCUACAACAACAAGAAGUUUGAGACGAUGUCCUACCUCCCUCCUCUGAGUGACACGAGGAUUGCCAAGCAGAUCCAGUACCUGAUCAGCAACGGCUGGAUCCACACCAUCGAGUUCGACCAGGCUGGUGACACCACCCGCACCAACGGGUCAUGGCGCACCUACUACGACGGGAGGUUGUUUGUGCAUCUCAUGCUAGGUAGUGUAACCACCUUUUAAACUUUUUUUUUUUUUUUAGUACUUUUCAAAAUAUGAAUGGAUGUAUUUGCAUAAUAAAUCACGCCGUGAGCC